AUGGAGGUCUUCAUGCGGAAUGUGCCCGCACAUCUGACCGACCAAAGCCUCAAAGCUGAUAUCAAGAUACAAGACUGGCAAUGUAGGAAACACCGAAACAAGAAUCUCGGAACCAUCACGUUCCACACUCGCAGCGAUGGCCUCAAGUUCCUGCGGCAGUACGGCGAGGUUGAGGUCCCGGGCGCCAUGCUGAGAAAUGGCAUGCCAAAGACACGCGGCCAGCUCAAUCUUCUCGGCGCCAUGGUCUACUGCAAAGAGAGCACCCAAGCACCAGAGCCGCUCACUCUCAAGGUGCUUGAGAAACAGGCCGAGGACCGCGAGGCGACCAAGAACCUCGAACAGGAGGUCAACACGAACACAACCAUGUCCCUCACCGGCUUGUCAUGUGGACAUUACGACUAUCCCAAUGGGAAGCUUGCCUACAUGAUUGACAUGCAAAUCACCUGCAACGGCAUCAUCAAGUUUGCAAAGAACAUGCUCAUUGUCACCUAUCAUGAGCUGGAUGGAAGCAUACGCUUAGAAGUGCCGUACCGAAUCAUUCACGAGAUCGUCGUAUCCACUAAGCCCCGUGCCCUGACGAUCACCCUUUGGGAGUCUCCUCGUUUCUUUAGCAUGGAGACUAAUCCAUCACAAGAGCAGUUUGCUCCAACACGGAAGCGCAUCAGCAAAUUACCCCACCGUGCCUGCGACCACGGCAGGUUUGUUGGCCAGUCUCUGGUCUACCAGUUCAGCACUUCCAGCCUCGAUCUGCACCAUAAGAUGGAGAAGAUCGCCGAGGACAAGGCGUUGGACUGGAGUUCUUACAAAUCACUCACGAGCGCGCGAAGUCUUGUCCAGAUGGGUGAUGCAAUGGCCGCGCUCAUUCAGACUUUCGGCCAGGUCGAUAGAUACAUUCCCUUCGAUGUGACGUACCAAUUCCAUGCUCUCGCCCACGGGGGUUACUUCCUGCCGCAGACCAUUGAAUCCUUGCUUCUGCGAUUGAGAAAGUACUCGGCCAAUACUGCGGAAGCUGCGCGAUCCACCAACAUCCGUUCCUUCUGCCCGUUUUCAGCGGCGGCGGUGAAAAAGCUAGCAAUUGUCGAAUUCGCAGGGCCGGCAGUUGAGGCUGCCGUCUUUUCCGUCGAUACUGUAUGGCGACAGUUGUUGGAUAACGAGCAAACAAUUCGACUAGACCUGUCUCAAGACUUGAUAACGGACCGAGCCAGCACAGCCAUGGUGUUGGUGUACAAAGUCCAGAUCACACCAACUCGUCUUCUCUUCACCGGUCCGGAGCUGGAACCGAAUAAUCGAGUACUGCGAAAGUUCUCAGAUCACACGGAGUAUUUUGCAAGAUUACAACUCUGCGAAGAGGAUGGGCAAGACAUGUUCUUUAACCCCAAGGUCGCCAUGGAGACUAUCUGGCAGAGGUUCCGAACAGUUUUGGUCAAUGGUGUCCAGAUUUGUGGCAGAGUAUACAAAUUCCUAGGCUUUUCACACUCCUCUCUCCGAGCGCACGCCGUAUGGGCCAUGGCGCCAUUCCACGACUCUCGCAUCAGCAGCACGAGGAACUACUUCAACGUCAUCUCAGAGCUCGGAGAAUUCGAUGAGAUUCGGGCUCCCGCUCGACGAGCAGCCCGCAUCGGACAAGCCUUUUCAGAUACCCGAGUCGCUAUUCCUCUUGAUGGGGUCUUGGUGGAGCUGAUCCCUGAUGUCAAAUCGGAUGAUGGCAGUCGCGUCUUCAGUGACGGGGUGGGCACCAUCAGUCGUGGCCUUCUCGAACACAUUCAAGACCAACUCCCAGAGAAGAUGGGAACCUCCACAUGCUUCCAAAUUCGGUGGGCAGGAGCAAAGGGAAUGCUCUCUCUUGACGCUACGCUGCCUGGAGUGGUCAUGAGAAUCCGGAAAGAGAGCAUGAUCAAAUUUCCUAGCAACGACAAGCAAAACCUCGAGAUCUGCGAUGCCGCGAGCAAAGCCACACCGCUCGUGCUAAAUCGGCAGAUGAUCAAGAUAUUGGAGGACAUGGGCGUCCCAGCCGAAUGGUUUCUCCGCGAGCAGGCGAUCGAGGUUUCACGACUGCGGAAGAUCACUUCCGACGUCAACAACACCGUCACAUUCCUCAAACGACAGCGAAUCGGAGAUCAGAUGCGCUUCUCGAGAUUUCUGAAGAAUCUUCAUGAACUUGGUAUCAACUACAAGACUGACCGCUUCUUGUGCACUGUUAUUGAAGCCGUUGUUCUUCGGGAGCUUCGCCUGCUGAAGAACAAGGGACGGAUCCCUGUUGAGUACGGUGUCACCCUCUUCGGCGUGAUGGACGAAUUCAAUUACCUUGAAGAGGAUGAGAUCUUUGUGACAUUCGACGAUCUUGAAGGGACACACUACCUCGAUCUGGACGAAACACUUUGCAUUGUGACGCGAUCUCCUGCUCUUCAUCCUGGAGACAUCAAGAAAGUCCGCAACAUCGUACCACCUGAGGGACAUCCCCUGCGCUCUCUCAGGAACUGUAUAGUCUUCAGUCAGAAUGGAGAACGCGAUCUCCCGAGUCAACUCAGUGGAGGUGACCUCGAUGGCGACAAAUUCAGUGUCAUCUGGGACGAACGCGCCGUAUCUCGGUGCCAUAAAAUCUCUGAGCCAGCUGAUUAUCCUAGAGUGCCGCCACUCGAACUCGGCCGGAAUAUCGAGUCUGAAGACUUGAUAAACUUCUUUGUGCAGUUCAUGGCCACAGAUCAACUAGGACUCAUCGCAAAUCGGCACCUUAUAUACGCGGACCAGAAGGAGGGUGGAACACUGGAUCCUGUCUGCACGAGUUUAGCUCAACUGCAUUCGACCGCGGUUGAUUACAGCAAGACAGGGGUGCCGGUGGAUUUGGGAGAACUGAGGAGCCUCAGAGCUCCGCGGUACCGACCAGACUUCAUGUCUCCAACUCCUCCUGCCAACCUCAAGAACCGCAGUGAGAUCGCCUUCGAAACGCCUCUAUUGCCAGCGGAAGAAAUCGAUGAAGACGACCAAUCUGGCCCACAGUUCCAGUACUACAAAUCUGACAAAGUUCUCGGAAAGCUAUUCCGCAACAUCGACGAGGAAAGGAUAUGGCAAGAGGAUAUUCGGAUGUUUGCCGCCAGGAAAGGCGCAACGCUCUGGGAACGGCUUCUGCACUUCAUUAAGAGUAGUUGUGUAAUUCACCAUCUUGGACCAGUCAAUUGGCAUGGCGCUGUUCCCGAAGCCCGCGAGAUUCACAACACGUAUAAUGAUGCGCUUUGGGCAUUGACCAUGGACUACUCUGAGAAUGCCGGGGAGCCCAUAACUGAAGUUGAGAUCUUCACGGGAAGCAUAUUCAACUGCAGGGGGCUCCCAACGAAGCGCCAGGGCGAAAGAUCUUUGCAGCUCAAGGACGAAUUUGAUCGGGUCACCCGCUGGAUUGAAUCGCUAAUCCGGCAGCACAAGAUGCGAGACUACAUCAUGGAGGAGGAGGACUAUAACGAAGAUGUAAGGGCCUCCAACGGCUUCAGCCACGCUGCAGACACGUGGAGCCAGCAUUUCAGCGCGACGCCUCUUGAGUUGAGUAUUGCGUGCCUUCACGUCGCUACAAUGAAGGAUUCCCGCGCGCCUCGGCGGUCACGGCGACUCGUCGCGGAUGGAAACUUCGAGAGUUUCAAGAUCAUCGCAGCAUCAUGCGCCCUGAGGGAAUUGAAUAGCGCCGUGGGCCUCCAAAGGCCAAGGGCCUGGGUAUAUUAGUAUCAAGCGAGGAAACAAGAGCCUACUCGAGCCCAGCUGGCUAGGAGCCCGAGCGCUUCUGUGCAGUGUGCGUGUUCCAUCUGAUUGCCAAGCAGGGGCAACGGAUGCGAGUUCAUGAUAGCGCGACAUCCUGCACCUGGUGGAUCACAGGGACGCCUAUGGAUGAUUGGCGCAUGUUCACCGAAAGCAAAGAGGAGCCAGCCGGUGGGUGAAGGGAAAGGAGUUUGAGCAGUCAUGCCACCAUCAUCAGUUGUGCAACAAGGGCCAAGGGGGGGCAGCCCAACUUGCACUCCAACAUUGACACCGACGAGAUCUGGCAAAUUGCGCACUGUCGUCUUGUCACAUGCCCGUAGGAAGAUAAUUAGCACAG
Molecule: messenger RNA, 4078 nt
Organism: Microdochium trichocladiopsis
Lineage: Eukaryota; Fungi; Ascomycota; Sordariomycetes; Xylariales; Microdochiaceae
Product: RNA dependent RNA polymerase-domain-containing protein
Exons: 5
Coding region: 1-3708 (1235 amino acids)
Biological process (GO): siRNA processing
Cellular component (GO): nuclear RNA-directed RNA polymerase complex
Molecular function (GO): RNA-directed RNA polymerase activity
Source: RefSeq, a predicted model, not a curated record